GGGAGAUUUAUAGGUUAAAAAUGUUGGUAGAAAUGACGAGUUAUUGUAGAGUUGAUGUUUUGAGAAAACACACUUCUUGAAACACCUAUUGCGAUUCGUCAAUAAGAUAUAAAAACAAUAAGUAGUAAACAAUGGAAAAUAGCGGUGAAAGUGCUGAUGAUACGGGUCCUCAAAGCGCAUCAAGCUAUUUUACCAGUAGUGGAGUUCCUGCCAAUUACAUUGGAGUUCAGUCAGAUGAUCUGGAAGAUGAUCCGGAGAACACUGAUGACUCCACUCACGAAGGAGGUGAUCCUCUACAUGGUGGUGGAAGUGGUAGCAAUUCAGGACCUCUUAGAGAACAAGAUCGUUUUUUACCAAUAGCAAAUGUAGCAAAAAUAAUGAAAAGAGCGAUACCUGAAGCAGGAAAAAUAGCAAAAGACGCCAGAGAAUGUGUUCAAGAAUGUGUAUCCGAAUUUAUAUCAUUUAUCACGUCAGAAGCUAGUGAUCGUUGUUACAUGGAAAAGCGAAAGACAAUCAACGGAGAAGAUAUUCUAUUUGCUAUGACGACACUUGGUUUCGAUAAUUAUGUUGAACCACUCAAAAUAUAUUUACAGAAAUACCGAGAAGCUACAAAAGGAGACAAUCCACAAGCUGGCAUAAAUUCAGCAGGUAAUGGAAAGACUGAUUCUACUAAUACACUGUACGAAGAGCAAUUAUUUGGAAUUACUGCAUCUAACGCCUCAACGUCAGACACUCCUGUUAUAUAUAGUUAUUCAUCAUCAGACCAAAUGCAGUUUCAACUUUCUUGAUCAUCCAACGAUUUCUCAAACAGCUGGUCUUGCCUGAAAAGUUAAAAAAGUUUUUUUUCUUCAGUUCUUUGCACUUUUAUUGGAUAUCAUAUUAUUAAUACUCUUUAAUUGAUCUUUUAUGUAAAUGAGUGAUAAAUAAAUUAUCAUAAAAACACUACAAAAAUUGCAUAAAAUAUGUUUGG
Molecule: messenger RNA, 970 nt
Organism: Chelonus insularis
Lineage: Eukaryota; Metazoa; Arthropoda; Insecta; Hymenoptera; Braconidae
Gene: Nf-YB
Product: nuclear factor Y-box B
Exons: 2
Coding region: 132-788 (218 amino acids)
Biological process (GO): regulation of transcription by RNA polymerase II
Cellular component (GO): nucleus; CCAAT-binding factor complex
Molecular function (GO): protein heterodimerization activity; RNA polymerase II cis-regulatory region sequence-specific DNA binding; DNA-binding transcription activator activity, RNA polymerase II-specific
Source: RefSeq, a predicted model, not a curated record